AAAAAGCGUAAACAUACGGAAAUGUUUACAUGAAAAAGCGUAAACAUCCGGAAAUGUUUACAUGAAAAAGCGUAAGCAACCACGGCAGACAAAAGCAUUAGUUUUCUCCAAAAUGCGUUCGCUACUAGUUGCCUUGCUGAUAUUUUCCUUCCUACAAAUCAUCCGAACUGAAUGGCCAAGAAAUGCGUUUCAAGCAACUAAUUAUCUCAUACGAUAUGGUUACCUGACACCAGAUUACACACUUAACGACCCAAAAAUAGCGUAUAUCAAAGCAAUGAAGAGAUUUCAAAUGAGAGCAAACUUGGAAAUUACAGGAAAGUUGGAUAGAUUUACUAUAAAACAAAUGCAGAAAAAACGCUGUGGUGUUUUUGAUAUGAUCCCCUCUAGGCGUGAACCAAUACAAUUUAGAAUUUCAAAGCGCUUCGCUCUUCAAGGUUCCAGGUGGCUGUAUACAAACUUAACAUACAACAUUAAAACAUACACAUCAGAUCUUACUAAACAGCAAGUUGAUGACACCAUUGAAGAAGCAUUCCAAAUAUGGAGUCGUGCGAGCAUGUUACGUUUCACAAGAAUUUAUGAAGGAACAGCAGACAUUGAAGUUGAGUUUUGUAUUGGAGACCAUAAUGAUGGUGUUCCAUUCGACGGCCCAGGCAACACCCUUGCGCAUGCUUUCUUCCCAAAUAAUAUUACUGACUUAUUGAGUGGAAAUGUACAUUUUGAUGACGAUGAGAAAUGGGUGUUAGGAGAUGAAAAUGGAACUAGCCUACUUUGUACUGCUCUACAUGAACUUGGACAUAGCUUCGGACUCGGACAUUCCACGCAGUAUCAGGCUAUUAUGUGGCCAUUUGAUAAAAAGUGUGAUGGCGGGAAACUCUCCAUCGACGAUAUAUUAGCUAUACAAACGUUGUACGGAAAACCAGUCAGCACUAAAGAACUAAUAACUGAUAAAAAUCCCAAGACAACUAUUCCUAUGACAACACAAGAAACUGCUUCAUAUGUGAAAACAACUUACACUACACUUUCCCCAGAGGAGGAAGAUUUAUGUGAUGUCUCAGUGAAUGCUCUUACAGUUGCCAUGGAUGAUAAACUUCUUAUAUUCACAGAUAAGAAAGUUGCUUAUUGGUCCAAAGGUCGCUUGAUUACAGAACAAAUUGAAGAUAUUUUUCCUAAGGGCCCAAAUUCCAUAGAUGCUGCAUUCACAAUAAAUCUCAGCAGCGAAGACUCUGAUGGAAAACUAAGCUUUACAAUACUUAUCAAGCUGGACAAGGCCUGGAAAUACUAUUAUGACUUCCAAAAACGAAGAUUUAAUUUGGCACCUGAUUAUCCCAAGAAGAAUUGGUACAAAUGUUGUUACCGUGUGUGUGAUGAAAUUCAAGCAGCAAUUAGUAUUAAUAAUGUUGUGUUCCUAUUUACAGGACAUACAUACGAAGAAAUCAAAUACAAUCCAAUGGAUGACAGCUUUGUGAGUGUGACCAAGGUCUCUGUUGAUAGCUUACCAAUGUUGUCGCUUCUACCUAUAUCAUGGGUGAUUGGUGCUGCUGCUUAUCAACCAAACAGCAUUGUCCACAUAAUAGCUGAAGGGAGACUAUACACCAUCACUAUCAAUGAUGAUCUUUUUCCUUCAAAAGUAACAAGUGAAUUUUCCCUCAGUGCACUGUUUAGAUGUAAUAACACCGAAAUGCAGUUUCUUCGGUUUGAUGGUUCAGUGAAGGAAUGCUGGUUUUAUCAUGACAACAGUUUUGAUGACCAUGACAAAGGCAAAAAUGAAAGCCAUACAUAUACAACUUUCAACACACCAUACCACCAGCCUGGAAAUAAGCCUGAUCACAAUUCCCAACAUGAGCAUCAUCAUAAACAUCAUCACAUACCCCAUCAUAAAUCACAUCACAAAGUUCACCAUAAACCACAUCACAAAGUUCAUCAUAAAUCACAUCACAAGGCUCACCAUAAACCACAUCACAAACAUCAUGUCUUUAAAAAAAACCAUAAACAUUAUAAGAAAAAUCACAAAACCCAUAGAAGACACUUUAGAAAAAACAAAAAGAACACAUAUUAUGGAGUUUAACUUUAUAUACACAUACAACACACAAACAUACCUACUGACAUAUAUAUACAUAUACAUACACGCAUGCACAUACGUACAUACAUUGAUUGAUUAAUUGAUUGAUUGAUUGACUGGGUGAUAAGAUGCAAGAAUAAGCAUCGAAUAGAUAUACACAGAAUUAUAGUUUGGGUUGGUCACAUUCUUAAACUCCAUUUUCCUAAUUAGGAUAAAGUCUAGCAGAAUAAGAGUUGGCUAUAAAAUAUACACUGUUCAAGUGAGUAAAAAACUGACAGACAGUAUUUCAUUUAUAUAAGGUUUUGGCAAUGUUAAGUCAUUAUAAGAAGAAUGAAUGAAAAAAACUUAGUUGAGAUGUACUCCACUUCUAUAUUUCGUUCCAGCUUACUUUUCUCUUAGUUAUAUGCUCCUCCCAUCUUAUCAGCCCUCCUUUCUGAAAACAUUAAAUCAAAUGGAGCCAUUUUCUCUCUGCUUCCCUUGCCUUGACAGUGUUACUAACAAGUCUGCAAUUGCUCUACUUCAUAUUUGUGAUCUGAACCGAUCUGAGCCAAAUCCAAGUCUCUUUUGAUCAAUUUGCAUGGUACCCAUCAUAUUUCAGUGUUUAAGUGAAGACAGGAUGUCAUCAGUUUCUACUUCUACUUUCCUGGCUGUUUUUUUACGUCUAGUUAAUUAUUCCUGAUUUCUAUAUCCUUCGACUCUUUUAGCAUCAUCACUGUUCAUAUCUUCCCUGCUUUAAAAGUUUUGAUAAUUGGUAUCAGUGGUAAUUGCAGUGAGCUCCUUUUAUAAUAAAGAGCUAAGCUAUUCAUUAUCCAUGGUAUAUCUAACCAUUUCCUAAUAAACAUAUGGCACUUUUGCUCAAUGACUUGAACCUGUGAUGGUGCCACCUCGUAUACUAAUAGUGGCCACAAAAAGUGUGGAUGUAAGCCAAAUUUUAGACACUUUCUUGGUAACUUUGAACCAUCAAUUACUUUUAUUUCAUCAUCGAUUUGCUUCAUAGUCUGCAUCCUGUGACUUCUGUUUGACAAUGUUCCACCAUAUGCACACCCCAGUCUUGUUUGUUGAUGUUCUCUCUUUUCUGUUAUUUUAAAUUUCACUUCUUUCUGCACUCCCCUAAUAAAUGUCAGAUUGUGUGACUUUGCUCUGAA
This is a messenger RNA of Octopus bimaculoides (California two-spot octopus), 3204 nucleotides long. Its product is annotated as interstitial collagenase. Lineage: Eukaryota; Metazoa; Mollusca; Cephalopoda; Octopoda; Octopodidae. Gene Ontology annotation, molecular function: zinc ion binding; metalloendopeptidase activity. The record is from RefSeq and is a predicted model, not a curated record. Gene Ontology annotation, cellular component: extracellular matrix. Gene Ontology annotation, biological process: proteolysis; extracellular matrix organization; collagen catabolic process.